AUGACUCACUCGAUCCUACCACAGGUGAACAACACACCUUCAUCACCGCCAAUCCUCCAAAAAUGCGACGAAGCAGUCGCAGUGUCGUCAUCACUGAUCCCUCUCAACGAAGCGCGAAAUCUUUCAUCGUUCGAUCUUGUUCUACAAAAAUCUGCCUCGAUUCAGCGGACAACAUCCUCCACAUCCAAGCAGCACCCGAACUCCAUCCAAGGUGUCAACCAUAAAGCAAGAUGUACUUCAAACAGCAGCAUGAACGGAGCGAGAACCGAGCAUCAAAACAUCGUCAGCAGUCCACCAAGGUUCGAAGCAUUUGCUAGAAGCAUAUAUAGAUCAGUGGGUCAACAACAAGAUCUCGAGAACCAAAGUAUUUCAGGAUUCGCAAGGGCUAUCAAUGGUUCUUCGACGCAUAGCCGAAUUGAAGAGCAUCGUUUUACAAUUGAUGAGCAGGUCGAGCUUGAGACAACGAGCAAAAAGGGUGGCUCUCUGCUGGCUGAGAAUUCGGACGGGUAUGUGAGAUCAGCUUUCGGCGGCCUUUUCGACAGUGAGAGCGGAUUCUCAUUUGUUCCAAUGACAAGCGAGAAUUACAGCGAUUCAUGGUGUCCAUAUAACCUCGACGAACGACAUUCCGAUGGGAGCGAUCAGAGAUGCAACAUCAAGGGACAAAAGGACUGCCAUUUCGAUUUGACGGAACAGGCCGUCUCAGAGCCCUUCAUAACUUCGAAUUUGGGCAAUUUUGGAAGCACUGCAUUUUCGUUUGCGACACGACCUGGUGACGAUGGUGAGCCUUGGCUAGGACAAAUGAUCUCAAGCAACUCGAAUGCUCAUUAUAGUGACUUCGUGUUUGGUGUUGCCCCUCAGAUAUGUCCACGCGAUUCAGCGAAACACUCGUCACAGACUUCGCUAGCCCACGAUUUAAUGGAAUCAGGCAUGCUAGGAUACUGGAAAAGCCCUGUCGUAGCUGAGGCUACCGGGAACAUCUCUCCACACAUGCCAUCAGGAAGAAUUGAGAUGUUCGCCUCUCCUCUCCAGUCACAGAGCUCGAGGAGAGAGCGCGCCAGUGCGCCACUCCGAUCUUCCCAGCAAUCAAUUGUUGGGUUGAAAAGGAAGGCAGAUGCACUUUCUGAAACGGCGUACUCUGUCAAACGGUCCAGCAACUUUUUCCAACCUCUGGCAAAACACUGGCCAAUGCAUGAGAACUUUUCAGAAGCCAUGUUGUGGGAGCACACGCCGCGGAAUAAUCUGAAAACUGGCAAUCGAACACAUGGUGCUGAACAAAACCACGUCACAGAGUGUAGGUACCCGGCAUGGUCCGAUCAAGGUAGCAGGUGA
Molecule: messenger RNA, 1329 nt
Organism: Exophiala bonariae
Lineage: Eukaryota; Fungi; Ascomycota; Eurotiomycetes; Chaetothyriales; Herpotrichiellaceae
Exons: 1
Coding region: 1-1329 (442 amino acids)
Source: RefSeq, a predicted model, not a curated record